This is a messenger RNA of Malassezia pachydermatis, 642 nucleotides long. Its product is annotated as structural maintenance of chromosome protein 3. The transcript has a single exon. Bases 1 to 642 code for a protein of 213 amino acids. Lineage: Eukaryota; Fungi; Basidiomycota; Malasseziomycetes; Malasseziales; Malasseziaceae. The record is from RefSeq and is a predicted model, not a curated record.
AUGGCAGCUGAACUAAACAUAACUAGCUGGUGUAAUGCGUGUUUAACUUUGAUCCCGCCUAAGGAUGGCAAAGUGCUGUCCUACAAUGCGAAAGAAGGAAAAUUUUUGCCUACAUCAAACCUUGACGAGGACUAUGUCUCGCUCACGAAUGGCCAAUUUCAGGUAUUUGGCAGCUUUGCCUAUAUGAAUGCCAUGGUUGUGGACCGCUUAGAGCCCACUUUUGUCCCAGCACCUUUUGCGGGCUUCUUCUGCGAUGAAUCUUUGCGUCGUCCACGGAAUACUAUUGAUAUCGUUGUCGUUCGUCCGCCGCGUAGUCCAAAGGUGUUUACGGAAAUCCAAAAUGGCAAUGAAGAGACUAACAUGCGCAAAGAGUAUGCACAGGAUGUCCUAUCUACCCUCAUUUUUGAGGGCAUGUACUCUCAUGGUGCUCAUUUGAAUUAUACAUACAAGCCGGAUGGGCACGUUGAGUUACAUGGUGACGGUCGCUAUGUUGUGGAGUACUUCCGUGUGGGUGCAUAUGAAUGGAUCGCUGCUUCGGAUGACGCACAAGCACGAACUCUAUGUGUAGAUGGGACUAUUGAAGAUGUGGACAAGGUCUCGGCUCAUGCCAAAGAGAAAGAGAAUAUCUGUAUUUGGAGCUAA